AUUAAUAUACACUCAAUGUUUAGUUUAUAACUAUAUUUACGUUGACAUGAAAUAUGAUUCCGUUAUCUCUUUAAAUAUAAUCACUAUUUUUGACACAACUAUUGCUUAAUAUUAUUAUUAUUGUUAUGAAUGCUGUGAUUAUUAUUAUAUAAAUUGAAUUAAUCCGUUAAGUGAUCGACAAAUGUAUCUCAAGUGAUGACAAUUAAUGCAAUUAACGGUUGAGUCGACCAAAACAUAUAUCUUCUGUAUUGUUAAUAUUUAUGGAUCAGAUGGGUUGUUGAUGAUCUCAAUGACAAAGUGGUGACCAAUUAUAGUGACAACUGAUAUGUUUGGAUGARUGUCAAAUCAGUGGUCAAUUGGUGUGAUGGACAUAUCAACCAUCGGACAGAUGAACAAUUCGGAUGAAGAAAAGGUUGUCGUGUUGUUUGACUUCGAGUACUCAACACAUAACGGAAGUGUUGUGACAAUGAAGAAGGGGGAGCACCUGAUUGUUAUCACUAAGACUAACCCCGAUUGGUGGCAAUGCAGACGAUGUUUGCCCACCGACGAUGACCUCAGUCAUGGCCAUAGACCACAACCUUUUUAUGCACCCGUCUGUUACAUCAAACCAAUUGAUUUGAGUUUGAAUAACAAUCACAAUAACAAAACUGAUGUUAACUCUAACUUUAAGUCAACAUCGAGUGACCACAAGAAGAACAUAUCGACUAUUAAAGUUGGACUAAGUUUUACAAAUCCAAUGAUCAGUGGCUUCAGUACAGAUGACAACAGUGAAGACGAUCGGUUGGAUGAUACCAAUGGAUUAGAUUCAAGUAAAGAGUCACUUAUUGAAGAUAUUCAUAGCUGUGAUAAUAACACUGAAACUGUAAAUAAAACUAUAAAUAAAAUCAAAAUUAAUCCUUCAGAUGGUAUUGUAUACGCAAACUUACCGAUCAAUUCAAAGAGUCGGUCGACACGAUCAUUGCCACCCAUUCCCAACUCGAAGGUGUCUCCCAUUAGGAUAUUACUAAAUCAUUGGGCAGAAUAUGAAGAUACAAGUGGUCGCAAAUUUUAUUAUAAUUCCAUGAGUCGAAUGACUUCUUGGAAACCGCCGCGACGUAAACCACUUCAAUACUCGCGCGAUGACGACCUCAUGACCAGUCAUUCGGAAGAGAAUUUAACUGAUUCCUCGACCACUUCACUGUCCACAACACCAAACACUAGCCUUAUGUCUGAUUCGUCCACAUAUUCACCAUUAGUGCCCAAACCAAAGACUAGAUUAUGGAAAAAAUUAAUUAAAACUAAUAAUCACAGUAUAAACGAAAGUACAGCUAAUUUUAAUAAUAGCGAAGAUCCCAAAACUAUUGACUCUUCAGUAACAGCUCUUCCAACUCUUCCCAAAGGCUGGACUCGAAAGCUUAACGACGAGACGAAAGAACUAUAUUUUAUAAAUAAUAAAACCAAUGAAAAGUGGUUUUGUAAACUCGAUGAAAAUGGAAGAUUGUAUUUCUUUGAAGAGAAUGGACACGAAUCGUAUUGGGAAUUACCAGAUCUGCAAACUAAUGACGAAGACAUACAACACUUAAAAGGUUCCCAAAAUGUUGUUGAAUUGGUUGAAAAUGAGCCCAAUAGCGAAUUGGGUGGACCUUCAAGUGAUACACAAUCUCAAGACAACAGUGCAAAUAAAAAUAAGAAAAUUAAUAAACUUUCGACUUCUAAACGAUCUCUAAUUGAACGCAAUAUUAAAGCGCGAUCUAUGGCUUUCCUACCGGUUAACAGCUCUCUGGCCUCCCGACCCAAUAUUCCUGCUGUUUUAUUGCAAGAGACCCCCGACACUCAACCCGAACCUAUAAUUGUCUAUCAAACUCCACCCUCAAGUCUCGAUGAAGCAAUGACAUUAAAACAGGGAGUUAUAAACCGAUCCAAACUAAUAGAAGGCGGCAAACGAUUGCGCAAAAAUUGGUCUAAUUGUUACUUAGCUCUGACUAAAUAUUAUUUAUUAUUUUUUAAAGAUAUGAAAACCGCACAAUCGGGUGCAAAGCCUGAAAUAGUUAUAGACCUGACGGGUGCUAUGAUUUCGUGGUCACCCGAAAAAUCGAGUCGAAAGAAUUGUUUUCAAGUAAGUACUGUUUCCGGACAACAGGUUCUCCUGCAAGAGGAGUGCUCUCUCUUCUGCAAAGAAUGGUUUGAUCUGAUUAGGAAUACUAUUCAAAAACUGCCAAGUAUUACAUUAUGUGAUGAAUCGGAUUCUAAUGAGAAACAAUUGGGCGGUAAACUCAAGAGAUCCAAAUCUACUAAACAGUAUCGAAAACGAGAAGAAACGACUGAAAAUGAUUUUUCAUUAAGUGUGAGUCAAAGUGCAAACAAUAUUCCUAUAGAAAGGAAAAAGAAAAUCAAAGAACGAUUGCGACAAUUCCUCAGAAGGAGACCUACUUUAGAGAGCCUAAGAGAGAAAGGCAUCUUCAAAGACGAACCAGUUUUUGGUGGAAAACUAGAGAUCUUAUGUUUAAGAGACAAACAAAUGGUUCCUAAGUUUGUACAGCAAUGCAUUCAAGCAAUUGAAGCUAAAGAUCUUACAGCCGAUGGUUUAUAUAGGGCUUGUGGUAAUCUAUCACAAGUCCAGAAACUAAGGUUUCAGAUCAAUAACGACGACUUUUCUGGUAUUUGGGCUGAGGAUGACGUCCACGUAUUGACCGGACUUUUGAAAAUGUUUUUUCGAGAUAUGAAAGAACCACUCUUUCCAUGCGAUCGUUUCGAUUCACUAAUGAAAGCAAUCAUUUUAACUGACAAGAAACCAAAGUUGGAAUCGUUGACAAAAUUAGUCAACUCAUUGGCAAAACCUAAUUAUGAGACACUUAAAUAUAUUUUGUCACAUUUACUCAGAGUGAAAGAGCACAGCGACCAGAAUCGGAUGCAUAUUCAAAAUUUGGCGAUAGUUUUUGGACCGACACUAAUGUGGCCCGAAAACGACUCAAACAAUUUUGCAUUGGAUAUGAUGUUACGUAUGCAUCAAAACCAGAUCAUUGAGUUCCUUCUCCUUGAGUUUGAUAACAUAUUUUGA
This is a messenger RNA of Oppia nitens, 3037 nucleotides long. Its product is annotated as rho GTPase-activating protein 12-like. NCBI's taxonomy places the organism in Eukaryota, Metazoa, Arthropoda, Arachnida, Sarcoptiformes, Oppiidae. Gene Ontology annotation, biological process: regulation of GTPase activity; signal transduction. The record is from RefSeq and is a predicted model, not a curated record. The coding region runs from base 365 to 3037 and encodes 890 amino acids. The transcript is spliced from 11 exons. Gene Ontology annotation, molecular function: protein binding. Gene Ontology annotation, cellular component: cytoplasm.